Molecule: messenger RNA, 831 nt
Organism: Cordyceps fumosorosea ARSEF 2679
Lineage: Eukaryota; Fungi; Ascomycota; Sordariomycetes; Hypocreales; Cordycipitaceae
Product: 14-3-3 protein
Exons: 5
Coding region: 1-831 (276 amino acids)
Biological process (GO): signal transduction
Cellular component (GO): cytoplasm
Source: RefSeq, a predicted model, not a curated record
AUGGCCACUGAGCGUGAAAGCAAGACCUUCCUCGCCCGCCUCUGCGAGCAAGCCGAGCGGUACGAUGAGAUGGUUACCUACAUGAAGGAGGUUGCCAAGAUCGGCGGCGAGCUCACCGUCGACGAGCGUAACCUUCUCAGCGUCGCCUACAAGAACGUCGUUGGCACCCGCCGUGCCUCGUGGCGCAUCAUCUCCUCCAUCGAGCAGAAGGAGGAGUCCAAGGGCACCGACAAGCACGUACCUACCAUCAAGGAAUACCGCCAGAAGAUUGAGACCGAGCUCGAGAAGGUCUGCCAGGAUGUCCUCGAUGUUCUUGACGAGAGCCUGAUUCCCAACUCCGCUACUGGCGAGUCCAAGGUCUUCUACCACAAGAUGAAGGGUGACUACCACCGCUACCUUGCCGAGUUCGCUUCUGGCGAAAAGCGCAAGGUUGCCGCCACUGCUGCCCACGAUGCCUACAAGAACGCUACCGACGUGGCCCAAACUGAGCUCACCCCCACGCAUCCCAUCCGCCUGGGUCUUGCUCUUAACUUCUCCGUCUUCUACUACGAGAUCCUCAACUCUCCCGACCGUGCUUGCCACCUCGCCAAGCAGGCCUUUGACGAUGCUAUUGCUGAACUCGACUCAUUGUCUGAGGAGUCGUACCGCGACAGCACCCUGAUAAUGCAGCUUCUUCGUGACAACCUCACCCUGUGGACCUCUUCUGAUACGGCCGAGGCCGAGCCCGCCGCCGAGGCCCCCAAGAAGGACGAGGCCGCCGCCCCCGCUGAGGCCGAGAAGCCCGCCGAAGAGGCCACCACUGAGGCCGCCGCCACUGCUGGUGCCUCCUAA